AUGGGCGUCACUAAGACGCACGAUGGGGCGGUGGUAUCCGUGAAUGGCAAUGUGGAGCAGCCUGCGGACGCUACGUGCAUGCCAGUAACGGGAAGCGGAAGUGGUGGUCGUGUUGGUGCACCCGUAUGUGCCCCUCUGACACCGGCUCUACCGCGUCCCACAGGUAUUGCUGUGGAGACACCCAUGCACCAAGUGCUGGCGCUGCACGUGUCGGGCCAGGCCACAUGCCAGAGUACACCGGCCCAGCAGGGUGUGGCCGGGCGAGUCACCGCGCUUACUCCAGCCCUUGCAAGAGCUGUAGCCGCAACGCCUAAGGGCGGGAGAGCCUCGACCAGUGGAUGGACGGGUGUGAUGUUCAACACGGAGUCAGGCAAUUACUAUGUGUGCAUCAUCACCAAGGGCAAACAGCAGACUCGUCUGGGGUCUUACGACGAUAAGGACGAGGCGGCUUAUGCGUACGCAGCUGGCGCGGUGGUGCUGCGUCCGAACCAGCAAAUCAACUCUACUGUAGAGCUCACAGCUGAGGAGAGGGAGGCUCUUGCUGGCUGCACCAAGGACCAUCUGAAGCUGCUGGUCAGGCACCGGCGUUGGAAUCGCUGGAGGGAGUGGCGCGCUGCAUUGGAGGGGUUGCCAGUUGCUCCGCAGCGACGGGCUGGAGCACGACGCAGGACACGGGAUACCAGGAGGGCGGUGCAGGACGUUGAGGAGGUUGAUGCCAGGGGCGAUGAGGAUGCUGGUGGUUCCCAGAAUGACCCGGUCAGCACGAAGCCCGUGGUGGACGGGGACAAUGUCGGAACUACCGUGAACGACGAGACUGCCGUACAUAACGCCGACCUAGAUGUGCAGAAGGAGCGUCUGAUCGAGGACAUGAUGCAGGAGGAGGCUGACGCGGAAAAGGCUGGAGAGGCUGCUAGCGAGUCUUCCAGCGAUGACCCUCUGAAGGGUGCUGCCACAGCCGCUACUGCCAUGACUUGUCAGCCAAAUGGAGAUGAGCGCCCUCCAACUGCGGUAACCUACGCCAUUGUCACCUGGGACGAUCGAAAGGGGAAAUUGACUAAUUCACCGUGCGACAACGGCGCAUCUGUGAAGCGCCUGCAGUUACUGGCAUACGAGGCGGUGGCGGAGGCCAUUGGCCGCCUGCAACCGACCUAUGAUGCGGAGCGCAAGUCAUGGGCUUGGGGCCCGCAUAAGUUCCGCCUGUCCUCCAGUGGUCUCGAAUGUCUGCUGCCAACGACGGAGACGUCACACCUGAGCGAAGAAGGAGGCGGAGGCGAUGCAUCUGGCAGUGAACAAUGUUGUCGUGAUUGA
Molecule: messenger RNA, 1308 nt
Organism: Closterium sp. Naga37s-1
Lineage: Eukaryota; Viridiplantae; Streptophyta; Zygnematophyceae; Desmidiales; Closteriaceae
Source: the annotation of a GenBank genome assembly